Drosophila albomicans is the source of this 525-nucleotide messenger RNA. RefSeq lists its product as uncharacterized. The transcript has 3 exons. The record is from RefSeq and is a predicted model, not a curated record. Bases 1 to 525 code for a protein of 174 amino acids. NCBI's taxonomy places the organism in Eukaryota, Metazoa, Arthropoda, Insecta, Diptera, Drosophilidae.
AUGCAAAGGAGGUUUUUCGUGUGUGGAAUUUUACUUAUUUGGAUAAGUUACAAUGAAUCUGUUGUAUUUAAAUUUACAAAUGCAGUUUGUGAGUCAUAUAACAAAUCGUGGAUUAUCAUAAAUCAAUGUCGACUACGUGCGAUUAAUCGGAAUAAAACGGUCUUUAAUUUGAGAGUGACAGCAUUACAUCCAAUUGAAAAAGCAAUGGUUGAAUUUCAAGUGUUUAAAAGAGAAAAUGGUUAUAAACCUUGGCUAGUUAAGACAUCUUGGGAUGCAUGUCUAUUCCUCAAGAGAGCAUAUAAUCCGUUUGCUAUCAUGUUAUAUCGCAUGUUCAGAGAUUUCACAAAUAUUAAUCAUACGUGCCCCUUUGUGGGUGAUCUAAUAGUUAAAGGAUGUUACCUAAGACCAGAGUUAUUGGGCCUCGUAUUACCAACUGGGGACUAUCUAGUAGCAACAUCUUGGUUUACAGAGAAUAAGAAAUUUCUUAUAAUUAACGCACAUUUUAAAUUUACAGAAGAUUUGUAA